CUUUACCUCUACUUUAGGCACUCCACAAAUAUGCUGGUGAAGGAUUGGUAGAUGUCGUCCAGAAUUGGGGAAGAGGUUUGCCUGGAGACAACACACAUUACUUCGGUCAGACGCUGAGCAUUAACGAAUGUGCCUAUCGAAAUAUGUACAGAGUGAAGUACUUAGUGUACACUGACUUAGACGAAUUCAUUGUCCCAAGGAAAUCAUUAGGAUGGGCCGAGAUGAUGAAAAAAAUCGAGAAUUUCAAAUAUGAUACCUAUUUAUUUAGACAUUCAUACUUUUUCGAAAACUAUAAUAACACCACCUUAGAUAGCUUACAUGUAGGUGCAAGUCAAACCGAAUUUACUUGCAAUGGAUCGUAUCGCGUGGGAUUACCCAAGUUUUUAACCAGCGUAAUUCGUUUACGAAAAGUUCACCCUCCCAAAGAAAAGUCGAAAUACAUACUGAGACCUUUGUAUAAGUCUACUAUCGGCGUACACGAAAUAUUUGAGCACGUUGGAGACCAUAUUAAAACUUAUGUUGUGCCUCCAGAUUAUGGUUUGCUGCACCAUUAUCGACUGCUCAGUGGUGGACCUAAUCCAGUAGCGGCAUCGACAGUUGACGAUGUAAAACGUAUCCCGGAUGAACGCGCUUUUGUUUAUAAAGAGAAAAUUGUUGAAGCAUUGAGAAGACGUUUGUGUCGUUGAAAAUGUCUGUUAGAAGCAAGCGACCUGAAGGAAUUAAAAGAUGUGACUUUUCUUUAUGCCUCAUUUCCACUCUGACUUUCUUAAACAAAAGUCUGAGUUUUAGAGGGGCAAAACUGUGGAAUAGCCUCUCAGAAGAAUUAAGGACCAAGGAUUCUCUUUAUUCCUUCAAUUCCAAUUAUAUCAACACUCG
Paramuricea clavata is the source of this 876-nucleotide messenger RNA. Lineage: Eukaryota; Metazoa; Cnidaria; Anthozoa; Malacalcyonacea; Plexauridae. The record is from the annotation of a GenBank genome assembly.